Gadus chalcogrammus (walleye pollock) is the source of this 2943-nucleotide messenger RNA. RefSeq names its product PRELI domain containing 1b (gene prelid1b). Bases 242 to 871 code for a protein of 209 amino acids. Gene Ontology annotation, molecular function: phosphatidic acid transfer activity. Gene Ontology annotation, cellular component: mitochondrial intermembrane space. NCBI's taxonomy places the organism in Eukaryota, Metazoa, Chordata, Actinopteri, Gadiformes, Gadidae. The record is from RefSeq and is a predicted model, not a curated record. Gene Ontology annotation, biological process: phospholipid transport. The transcript has 6 exons.
CAUUAACUCACUUCCGUUCCGUGUGUCGCACGCAACAUAAGGACGGUAAUCAGCUCAAGCCGUAGUCUGUCACUUGACUCAACGUAGUUCUUUUACUACACGAUUCUGUAAAAAGUCAGCUGGGCGUCAGAUAUUUGGAUGGAGCCAGUUUCAGAUUUGAAGCCUGCCAUUCACUGCUUUGACAUCGCGAGGGUCGCCAUAGCCCUGCAUCCUCACAUUUCUGCAUCUCAAUGAGAGAAGAAUGGUCAAGUACUUCUCAAACAACACAGACAUCCAGAACGCCUGGGAACAUGUUGUCUCUGCAUUCUGGCGGAGAUACCCAAAUCCAUUCAGCACUCAUGUGCUGACGGAGGACGUGGUCUACCGGGAGGUCACUGCCGACCACAAGCUCCUCUCCAGACGGCUCCUCACCAAGACCAACCGCCUGCCGCGAUGGGCCGAGAAGGUGUUCCCCACCCACCUCGCCCGCUCCGUCUACAUCGUGGAGGACUCCAUCGUUGACCCGUUGACCAGGAGCUUGACCACCUUCACCUGGAACCUCAACCACACCACGCUCAUGGCUGUGGAGGAGCGGUGUGUGUUUAAAGAGUCGGCCCUUCAGCCAGCGACCACCAGUGUAAAGCGGGAGGCGUGGAUCUCCUCUGGUGUGUACGGCUUCUCAAGACCCAUUCAGGAAUUUGGAUUGGCACGCUUCAAGAGCAACCAGACCAAGUCCAUGAAGGGGCUGGAGCAUGCGCUGUUAAACGGACAUGGAGAGGCUGCCCAGCGACCACUCAGGGACCCAGUGAAGGAGCCGUUGGGGAAGGCCAAGGAGGCGGCCAAGACCCUGGCCUCAGUGCCCCCCACCAGCAAGCCUCAGCAAUACAUCUGACCCCCACACACACACAUACAUACACUUCACACACACACCAGGAUUGAAGAAGCCGCAUUUCUAUGUGAACAUUUAUCGUUCACAGCUGAACAUGCAAUACAAUGUAUUGUAUACAUUGUAUUGUAUACUGUGUAUUUCCUGUUGAUUAUGCCUCCGUAUCUACAGGCAUUACGUGUUGAUGGACGAACAUAUCACACUUGCUACGUGCUGUCCGAGUUCAUGAGUUUGAUUGACUUUUAGUGAUCGAUUGCCCUGGUCUGGAGGAGCCAGGCAAGCGUGCACAGAACAGACACAUGUCCAUAGGAGAAAAUUCACCCUGUGGGCACUGAUCAACACGACGUGCAUGUUCAAAGGCAUGUCGAUGUACAUGGUGAAACGUCAACGUAACGCACAAGCAAAACCUGUUGUCGGUCCAUGAAGUCAAUAGAUUGUACUUAAGCUGUACGGGGCUGGAAUAGAACCUACCUCUCGUGUUUUUUUUAAAUUUAAUUUAUUCAUUUCUAAUUUAUAUUUUAAAUCUCAGUUCUAUCUGUACUUUUAUUCUGUCCAAGACCUGGUACCACUGGGGGAGGCUCUUGAUUCUCAUAUUCUUUAUAUAUAUAUUCGUAUAUAUAAAUAUAUAUCAAGAAACUUAAUGAAGCUCUUUGGUCUCAGGUAUUUAACCAACGUGUGCUGCUAACAAACCUAGCUUGAGCCGUCGCCAGCGAGGACGCAAGCUUGAAUAUCUAGCUGCUUAGCACAUAGAACAUGUUGGCUGCACUGCUUUGGCUGUACAUAGACGCAUAAUUAUGGGUUUAAUGCAUUUUAAAUUGAUGUGAUGUUUUGACACCACAGUGACGGAUGUUACUUUGAACGUUUGGUUGAUUGAUAGAUCCGCUCAUCGCCAUCUGGCGACAGGGUAUGUUUUAUAGCUGCGUGGUAACCAUGGCGACCGCAUUGCUUUUAACCACGGGACACAUCAACAUCUCGAAGAUGAUAUCGUACUUGUUUACUUUAUUCCGUAGGGCCUCACCAAAGUUCUAGAUGAUCAACAUAUGAAAAAAACAUUCUGUAACACAAAGAUGCCUGCAAAUGUAUUUUACUUUUGUGUUUGCAGAUAAUUGUAAUACUUGUAUGCAUAUAUUUACAUAAGAUAAGGUACAAUUUGUAAACGUUUUUUGUUUAGGUUUUAAUUUAAAGUGUUUGACUAAAUUGCAUUCCCUGCUGAGGGAGAUGGCUUGGAGCUUUAGUUUGUGAAAGGAAAAUCCCCUAAUCUAUUUUCUUUCAAGCACUGGACAUUUUGAAACGUUGAUAAAUAAACAGACAAAUCUAGACAUGUGGAUAAUGUAUUUUCUUCCCAUUCUGAUUAAAUCCUUGUGUCCUGUUAUAACCUCUUGUCAUAACCAUAUUAAUACAUUGACCAUAGCUUAUAUAUGCAUCCUAUUCACCUUAAACUAUAAGAAACAUCUAACAGUAAAUAAGUGCACGCCACAACUUUAUAUAUAAAAAUGUUUUUUUUAUUCAUUAUAUUACAAUGAGAAAAUACACCAUACCGUCAAGUGUUUGCUUAAAAGUAUCGCCAGCACCAGGUACUUGUGUGUACACACAUCACAUACAAAAAAAACCUAAUAUAAUAUUCUUCUGAAUGCUUAUUACAGAUCCACUAAAAAAGAACAUAUUCACAGGUCUCUGGCACAGAACUCACCCACAUCCACACUGUGUCAUCGACUUUACGACAGCGAAUCGGCCACUCCGAGCAGCCAUGGUGGAGCUGUCGUUUUUCAAGGGACACCCUAUUUCAGUGUUGGGGAGCUGCUCCACCUGCUAACGCCAACCCGAUGGAGGCUACAAGAAGGCUAAGAUCGUUGUGUGGAAGAAUUUCAUUCGAUUGCUGCGUGUAUUGCUUACCAUGGUUUAUGGAAAAAGAGAAGGUAAAACGUUGAUUCUUCGGAUUGGAAAGGGGGAAUGCUGCUGUCCUAAAUUCAUAUUUCUAUUGUUCAAAAAAUAUUUAUCUGGAAUCACAUCGGAAGCACUCCCUUUACCAUUCUGCAUGGGAGGUAUCGUAGGACAAAGUGACGAGUUUCUAAGCAGGU